Messenger RNA from Contarinia nasturtii (swede midge), 1265 nucleotides. Its product is annotated as fumarylacetoacetate hydrolase domain-containing protein 2. Gene Ontology annotation, molecular function: hydro-lyase activity. Lineage: Eukaryota; Metazoa; Arthropoda; Insecta; Diptera; Cecidomyiidae. The coding region runs from base 172 to 1176 and encodes 334 amino acids. The transcript has 4 exons. The record is from RefSeq and is a predicted model, not a curated record.
UGUAAUUGUCAUUUGAGAAAGGUUCUAUUUCGCUAUUUGUACUGCGCCACUCUCUUUAAUCAUUUAUUUUGGUUUGGGCACCUUUAUCUCUGUCUCACCAUUCUACGAUUUUCGACCAAAAUUAAUUCCAUAGUGAUAACACGAAAAGAUAACGAAUUCAUAUAACCAAUUAUGUCUGUUAGGAUUUUAACAAAUUUUACUCGUGCUAGCAAAAACAAAAUACUUACAAACAAUUUUAGAACACUCUUCAAUCCAUCGCUGCCAAUCGACACGCCCACAAAUUGUUCACAUUUAACACGAUCCUAUUCCACCAAUCAAGCGAUGAGAUUUAUUCGUUUCCAGAGAGGUGACGACACCAAAGUUAAUGUUGGAUCCCUAUCCGAUGAUGGAAAAUGCUUUUUGGCAUUCGAUCAAUCAUUACCAAAUGAUAUGAUCGAAUUGAUCAAAUCAAAUCCAAAUGCUGACCUUUUGAAAUCGAACAAUUGGGAACCGUUAACCGAUGACAUUAAAUUAUUGGCACCAAUACAAAAUCCCGAAAAAAUCAUUUGCAUUGGAUUGAAUUACCUGGGCCAUUGUCAAGAGCAAAACAAAGAAGCACCGAAGGAGCCAAUGUUUUUCAGUAAAUUUGCAAGCACUAUUACUGGACCAACUGGUGACGUGAUUUUGCACGCAAUUACAAAUCAAUUGGACUGGGAGGUUGAAUUGGCCGUCAUUAUCGGAAAAGUGGCGAGAAAAGUGAGCAAAGAAAAUGCAUUCGAUUAUGUAUUCGGUUAUAGUGUUGCUCAGGAUAUUUCGGCACGUGACUGGCAAAAAGCACGUAAUGGAGGCCAAUUUUUAAUUGGGAAAUCAAUGGACACGUUUUGCCCACUGGGACCGGCUAUUGUACAUAAAAGUCUUGUUUCCGAUCCACAUAAUUUAAAAAUUACUUGUGACAUUAAUGGCAUUAAAAAACAAUCAGGCAAUACCAGCGAACUUAUUUUCCGUAUUGAUGAUAUCAUACAUUUAUUGUCACAAUCCAUCACUCUUAAGCCUGGUGAUGUGAUAUUGACCGGUACACCGUCUGGAGUGGGUAUGCAUAGAAAGCCCGCUGAAUUCCUUGCUGCCGGUGAUGUUAUCGAAAGUGAAAUUGAAUCAAUUGGAAAAAUUUGCAACAAAGUUGUUGCUGAUACAUUGUAAACAUCAACAAAAAUUUAGACAACGAUUUUUCGAUGGAAUUAUUAAUUGAUUGAAAUAUAUAAUAUUGUUAUUCAUUUGAGAUGAAAUAA